AUGACUGUUCCACCUGUAUACAUUGUUUCCACUGCUCGUACCCCAAUCGGUUCAUUCCAAGGUGGUUUAUCAUCAUUAAGUUAUCCUGAAUUGGGUGCUCAUGCUGUCAAAGCUGCAUUAGCUAAGGUUCCCCAAAUCAAACCAGAGACCGUUGAUGAGAUUGUUUUUGGUGGAGUUUUGCAAGCCAAUGUAGGACAAGCUCCAGCUAGACAAGUGGCAUUAAAGGCAGGGUUGCCUGAAACCAUCGUUGCUUCCACCAUUAACAAAGUCUGUGCUUCAGGUAUGAAGGCUGUUAUUAUUGGUGCCCAAAACAUCAUCACUGGAAGCAGUGAUAUUGUCGUUGUUGGUGGUGCUGAAUCUAUGAGUAACACACCAUACUACUUGCCUACGGGUAGAAGUGGUGCUAGAUACGGAGAUGCAUCUAUUGUUGAUGGUAUUCAAAAGGAUGGUUUGUUGGAUGUCUACAGUUCCAAGUUGAUGGGUGUUGCUGCUGAAAAGUGUGCCAAAGACCAUUCAAUCACUAGAGAACAACAAGAUGAAUUUGCCAUCAGCUCGUACAAAAAGGCCGCUGAUGCUACUGCUAAGGGCAAGUUUAACAAUGAAAUCAGCCCAAUCACCAUCAAAGGUGUCAGAGGUAAACCUGAUGUAACCAUUAGUGAAGACGAAGAAGUCAAAAACUUUAACGAAGCUAAAGUCAAGGGAGCAAGAACUGUCUUCCAAAAGGAAAAUGGUACCGUUACUGCGCCAAACGCAUCCAAGUUGAACGAUGGUGGUGCUGCAUUAAUCUUGGUUUCUGAAGCUAAGUUGAAAGAGUUGGGUUUAAAACCAUUGGCCAAGAUCGUUGGUUGGGGUGAAGCUGCUAGAGCUCCAAUUGAUUUCACUAUUGCUCCAUCCUUGGCUAUCCCAAAGGCUUUGAAGCACGCCAACAUUUCUCAAGAUAAAGUUGACUUCUUUGAGUUGAAUGAAGCCUUUUCUGUCGUUGGUGUAGCCAACUGUCAAAUCUGCAACAUCCCUCAAGAAAGAGUCAAUGCAUAUGGUGGUGCUGUUGCCAUGGGUCAUCCGUUGGGAUGUUCAGGUGCUAGAAUUAUUAUUACAUUGAUUUCUGUUUUGUCGCAAGAAGGUGGAAAGAUUGGAUGUGCCGGUGUCUGUAACGGUGGAGGUGGAGCUUCAUCCAUUGUAAUUGAAAAAGUCGACCACGACACUAAAUUAUAG
Molecule: messenger RNA, 1212 nt
Organism: Lodderomyces margitis
Lineage: Eukaryota; Fungi; Ascomycota; Pichiomycetes; Serinales; Debaryomycetaceae
Gene: ERG10
Product: acetyl-CoA C-acetyltransferase
Exons: 1
Coding region: 1-1212 (403 amino acids)
Biological process (GO): fatty acid beta-oxidation; ergosterol biosynthetic process
Molecular function (GO): acetyl-CoA C-acetyltransferase activity
Source: RefSeq, a predicted model, not a curated record